AUGGCGAGGGAACGGUGGUACCACGGUCUUCAUAAAGGGUACGACAAAGACCAUCGUGCGCGGGACAUUGAGAAUAACGGGGAACUAACACCUAUGCGCAUGAGGGGUCAUAGUGCCCACGACUGGCCGUGCGACGAGCGGUAUGAGCCAUACUUCGAGAGAUUGGGCCUUCUCCCGUUCGUGCUUCAGUUCAAGCGACACGCUCCGUCGAUCGACCAUGGGGCGAUGACCGCACUUAUUGACCGUUGGAGGCCAGAGACACACUCGUUCCACUUGUCAUGUGGAGAGAUGACCGUGACCUUGGAGGACAUGGCGAUGAUCAGUGGCCUUCCAAUCAAUGGAGAAGCUUUGACCGGCACCACCGUAAGUGCUAAUUGGCGAGAUCGUGUUGGCCAAUUGACAGGUGUUUUCCCCGAGCCUCCUGAAGAAGGCGAGCGUGACAGUGAGAAAGUGUUGCAUCAUUGGCUCCGAGGGGAGAGAGGAGUAGUAUGCCCUCCGGACGCCAAUGAGGUUGUUGUGCAGCAGCACGCCCGAGCAUAUCUGUGGUAUCUGUUAACGAGGGUAGUGUUUCCAGAUUCUACCGGUAAUAAAGCCCAGUGGAUAUUCUUGGACCUACUAAGUGACUGGGACCGUAAGUACAGUUGGGGUUCAGGAGCACUAGCAUACUUAUAUCGUCAGCUCGACGAGGCAUGUCGUAGGAAGAAGGGCACAUCUGGUAUGGGUGGCUUUGUUUGGUGCCUUCAGGUUUGGAUGUGGGAGCGGAUGCCCGUUGGACGCCCCGAGAAAAACAAGACACCUCCUGAAGGAUGGGUCGCACAUGACGGGAGGUAUGGAGAAGAUCCUUGGCGGUUUCCGACCGUCGCCUACUGUUGGGAGAUGGCGAAUGUGUACACAGGCAGCUCGGUUGCGCGAUACAAAUGCUACAUCAACGAGCUGGAUAUGUUGACUCAUAAGCAGGUCGAUUGGAUGCCAUAUGAUGCCGAUUAUGCUUUCCGGCUGAACGAGAUGUGCACACGUGACAGGAAUAUUUGGCGGGCGAGAUGCCCACUGAUAUGCUUCUAUGCUGUCGAGUGGCACUACCCAGACCGUGUCGCAAGACAAUUUGGGAGAAGGCAAGGGACACCAAGGGAUGAGAGUUUCGAGACAAGCCAAUUUCUGCAUCGAAUUAGUCGAAAGAAUAACCCGGAAACUUCGACUUGGGCCAUCAAGCACUCCGAGUGGAUAGAUUUGUGGAAUCAAAGAGUGGCCCUAGUGGAGAAGGAAAGAAGACAACAUAGUGAUUCAGUAUACGAAGAGCAUCUGAAGUGGCUUGCGGGACGUUACCGGUUGAAGCUAAAGCCCGGUUGGAACCGUUCGGAAUUGGAAGAGUUGGAUCGUGAGAGCGGGUAUAUGGACUUCAAUAUAAUUUUCGUGAUCUUCAUUUUGGAGGGCAUGGAGUUAUUGCAUUGUGUUAACGAGGCUGGUGUAGCACUUGGUGAAGAUGAGGGAAGUGGAUCAUCUGAGAAAUCUCUUAGGAAAACAAUGAAGAGUUUCAUGAGUCGAUUCCACAAGAUGGCAGCUAUGCUCUCUUGCCAUGGAAGUAAAGCCGUCUUCACGGCUAGAGCUUCUACUAGCCGGGACAAUAGACGUCGUCGUCGUCUUGUCUUGCAACAGGAACAACAAGAGGAGCAACUGCAAGAAGAGCCAGAGCAAGAGGAGGCGCAACAAGAUGAAGAGGAGUACAAUCAAGACGAAGAGGAGGUGCUUGGGAUGUCCCAAAUGGAUGAUGCGCCUGAGCCAUCACAGCCCACACAACGCACGCCGCGCAGCAAAAGAGGAAGGAAGAAGUGA
This is a messenger RNA of Triticum aestivum (bread wheat), 1830 nucleotides long. RefSeq names its product serine/threonine-protein phosphatase 7 long form homolog. The transcript has 7 exons. The record is from RefSeq and is a predicted model, not a curated record. Gene Ontology annotation, biological process: meristem maintenance; meristem development. Bases 1 to 1830 code for a protein of 609 amino acids. Lineage: Eukaryota; Viridiplantae; Streptophyta; Magnoliopsida; Poales; Poaceae.